UUUUGCCAGCUACCGAAAGUCAAAUUGUGACUUAACUAAGUUGCCCUAGCCCAGACAGAUCACGAGACCGCCGAGUUCUAUUUCACUGGUUUCUGCCCAGCAAUUCUGAACCCCCCAACCAUACCAAAUGUACGAUAGCAAGGGCAGUGGCAGCACAGCGUUGAAGCGCUUGAUGACUGAAUACCGAGAGCUGACCCUCAAUGCACCAGAAGGAAUCAUGGCAGGCCCUGUAAGCGAAGACAACUUUUUUGAAUGGGAAGCCCUAAUUACCGGACCAGAAGGCACACCAUUCGAAGGAGGAAUAUUUCCAGCGACGCUCAAAUUCCCAAGAGAUUACCCUCUCAGCCCUCCCGUCAUGAAGUUCACCUGCGAUUUUUUCCAUCCCAAUGUAUAUCAGGACGGAACAGUAUGUAUAUCCAUCUUGCACGCUCCAGGAGACGACCCAAAUAUGUAUGAAAGCAGUUCAGAACGAUGGAGUCCUGUGCAGAGCGUCGAAAAAAUCCUUUUGAGUGUUGUCAGCAUGCUAGCUGAACCUAACGAUGAGAGUGGCGCCAAUAUUGAUGCUUGUAAAAUUUGGAGAUCUCAAAGAGAGCGUUAUAAUGAUAUUGUUCGUGCGAAUACCCGGAAGACGCUCGGCUUGUAGCUUGCUUGCUUAAAGUAAUUAUGAUAAUUUGUAAAUUGAAAAUUGAAAUAAGAAAAUCCCACUGCUGUAAACCACCAUAGUUGAGAGAACCUAACGUUAUAAAACUAGAGAGCCAUCGGUGACAACAUACGGUAUUGACUGUGGUG
This is a messenger RNA of Umbelopsis ramanniana AG, 789 nucleotides long. RefSeq lists its product as uncharacterized. The coding region runs from base 128 to 643 and encodes 171 amino acids. The transcript has 6 exons. Gene Ontology annotation, cellular component: cytosol; endoplasmic reticulum. NCBI's taxonomy places the organism in Eukaryota, Fungi, Mucoromycota, Umbelopsidomycetes, Umbelopsidales, Umbelopsidaceae. The record is from RefSeq and is a predicted model, not a curated record.